This is a messenger RNA of Rangifer tarandus platyrhynchus (Svalbard reindeer), 603 nucleotides long. Lineage: Eukaryota; Metazoa; Chordata; Mammalia; Artiodactyla; Cervidae. The record is from the annotation of a GenBank genome assembly.
AUGGAUACACCUGCAGAAGACGUCCCCAACUUCGGCCUGGAGCCAGCGCGGCUCUGCAGUCCAGAGCCACCUGCCCCAGCAAAUGUGCGCGCCGAAGUUGACGGCGUCGACUCUGCAGGAAUCCGGGCCGAAGGCAUGCACUGGAGGCCCCCGAAUGCUGCCCGGGAGGCCGGUCCCGCGAGGCCGCAGGGAGCGGGUGCCCGCCGCCGACGCCGCUGCCAAGGCUGCGUCCAAGUUGGGCGGGGAACGGCCGGCUGCCGGGGGCCGUCGGGAGGAGGGACGGAAAGCGAGCGCGGCGGGAACCCGCUCCCUGGAGCUGUGCGCGCCCCCGGCGGCGGCCGCGCGGCUCCUACCUGUGGCGUGAGGGCGGCCUCAGGAACCUGCGCGGUGGCGGCGGAUUCUCGGGGCUCCGGCGCAGCUGGCACCGCUGGAGGCAGGGGAGCGGGGAAAGAGGCAGGGCCAGAGCGGGGACCGCGCCGCCGCCCGGAACUCCGCGCCGGGAUUCGCGUUGGCCCAGCAGGGGUGGGGCGAGGCGGUGCCCGGCCAGGCGCGUCUCCGCGCAGGCUGAACGCCCCCGCCGGGGAGGAGGUCUCCGGCCUCUGA